Molecule: messenger RNA, 1603 nt
Organism: Aspergillus pseudonomiae
Lineage: Eukaryota; Fungi; Ascomycota; Eurotiomycetes; Eurotiales; Aspergillaceae
Product: DUF3602 domain-containing protein
Exons: 1
Coding region: 515-988 (157 amino acids)
Source: RefSeq, a predicted model, not a curated record
GGUCAGUAUGGAGUACAACAAAUGGGCUCCACAAUUCCAACCCACCGCACAGCGACUGCGUGUGACCCUUGGAUCCAAAGCGUCUGUGCCUGGAAGGAGUCAGCGCAGCCAAUGGUGCAAUCAUAGGCGUUCGUCACGGCACAACAGGGGAAUUGCGAGCUUUUCUUGGCCUCUUUCCCUGGUAACACUGGGGGUCAUACUUCCUGACUAUAUAAAAACCUUCCCCGCCGCAAUGUCUGGUACCAGUCUAUAGUAGUCCCCAUCAGCUAAAGAGAAGAGAGAAAAAAAAGGAAAAAGAAAACUGAAAACAUAUUUUUCUCAAUUCACAUCCCACUUCUUUCUCUUCUUCGCGUGAAUUCAUCUCGACGUUGUUCAAUUGUACUUUGUACCGUUGCAUUCCGGUCCAUCGUUUACCACACAACUAUAUCCAGCGAUCCGCUUGGAGAUCUGCCGUCAUUGAGUCAUCGAGCCUAAAUCGUUGUUUAGAUACACCACACAGAGUCAUACAGCAAUCAUGCCAGCCUCAGUGAAUUACCGGGUCAUUGAGCCCCAUCCUUCCGUCUCGCGUCCAGCUCUCCAUACAGCUCGCGGCGGCGCAGGCAACAUUAUCAGCCUGAAAAACACCAAGACCACCCCUUCGCAGACGGCUACCGGUCCAGCAUCCUUGACACGUCUGGACUCCCAUGUUCCCGCCGUCUACAAGUCAGGCCGUGGUGGCGCAGGAAACGUCCACAGCAGCAGCGAGCGCGCCAUCUUCAGCUUCGACGAGGAACUCGAACGGGACCUCCGUCGCGCCGCUCCAGUCUACCACGUCGGCCGCGGUGGUGCCGGAAACAUGGUCUACAGCGACAACGGAAGCACCCUGAGUCGCAAGUUCUCCAUCAGCAGCAAUACCACGUCGAGUAGCACGGGGUCGACCACCUCCACCCGGGAGAAGGCCCUGCGCGGCUUAGAGAAGGGUUGGGGCAAGUUGAGGGGAAUGGCAUAGAGGCGUUUUGCAAUAUACAUCCGCAUACGGCUUGCCGUCCUUUGGUUCGAGCGUUCUCGCAUUUCGCAUUUCGAACAUGAACAUCACGACUUACGACCCCCCCAAAAAAGUUUUCUGUUUUUCGUCUCUCGUCGAUCUCCUCUUUCCAACUUCAUUUGCGAUUCUCGACAAACCCUACUUCAACAUCCCCUUUUAAUCUCGUCAAUUCGCUUUUCUCUAGGAGAAAAGAACCGAUUAUCUGUUUUAACUUGCUGUUCGCUUGCGCCAUUUCUCGACUCCCAUGUCGAUAUUGAUACCCCCACCAAUGCCAACCGGCACUUUACUUUCUUGACUGCCUGUUCAGGGUCAAUCAACAUUGUUUCAACACAUCUUCACUCUUCAUGUCUUCAUAUCUCUAUAUGUACGCCCGGUUCUGGAAUCGGCAACUGGGCUUUCACGUCCUUUUACCUUAUAUAUACUAUAUUUCCAAACAGGAAACUACUACUUCAGUCCCUGAAUCAAUGAACGGGAACAAGAAAGUUCGAACGCGCAUUAUAUCUCCUUGCUUUUCUCGAUGUAGAGCUAUAUCUUGUAGACUGUAUGUUUUAGACUAGUAUCCCUGGUAUGUGUACCCCU